Molecule: messenger RNA, 5427 nt
Organism: Daldinia caldariorum
Lineage: Eukaryota; Fungi; Ascomycota; Sordariomycetes; Xylariales; Hypoxylaceae
Exons: 3
Coding region: 129-5420 (1763 amino acids)
Source: RefSeq, a predicted model, not a curated record
UUUCUCGAGUCAAUAAAUAAUUUAUUUACCCCUUUUCUUUUCCUUUUGCCCAAGUUAAAAUAACAAUCACGUUGUCUUAAUACUAUCAUGUCCUACUGAGUACUCCAUCUACUCUUCUAACCGUAACGAUGGAUUAUGGGAGGCUCCGAGCUGCCGCCCUACGGGAUGGCGAGGAUGAAGAGGCCGUAACCGUCGACACUCGAGCUUUGAUCGACAAAGUUUUAGCCAGAUACUCUGGCGAGUGGACUACGUUGCGAGAGCUUAUUCAGAAUGCUGCUGACGCCCAAGCUACGACCGUGAAGAUCAAGUGGGAAACUCUUCCUUCGACACAAGUCCCUUUACCUUCUACAACCGACCGCUCCGAAAUCCUGAAGCAUAUAAUCGCAAACCAUACCCUAAAGCGACUUGUCGUGCAGAAUAAUGGCCAACCAUUUACGAAGACCGACUGGGGAAGAUUGAAAAGGAUUGCCGAGGGCAACCCUGACGAAACCAAGAUCGGGGCUUUUGGUGUAGGAUUUUAUAGCGUGUUUGCGGAUUGUGAGGAACCCUUUGUCAGCUCAGGUCAUGAAGCUAUGGCCUUCUACUGGAAAGGGAAUGCUCUUUUCACAAGGAAACUACAGGUUCCCGAGGAUCAACGCAGCUCAGAUACAGCCUUUGUUCUAGAUUACCGAAAUACGACGACAACAUUACCAAACCUGCUCUCUGUCAGCCAGUUCCUAGCCACAAGUUUAACGUUCGUAGCGCUCCAGAACAUUGAAUUCUGGAUCGAUGACUACAAAAUCCUCCAUCUGCAAAAGAAAACCAGCCCCAGCGUCGAUGUUGCGCUGUCGAAAGAUGUCGAAACUACAACCAAGGAACGUCUUAUGAAGGUGCAGAGUGUUGAGCGUGCGAGCGCACAGAUAGAUGCCUCAUUCAUGGCGGCCAUCGGAUGGAAACCCCAAGUGGCAACGGCGGCAAAAAGCGAAGCCUACGGGUUAGGUAGUUCGGAAAUGCCGUCUUUGCGCAGUUUCUUUUCUAGGCUCACCGCCAACUCUGCUUCGACGAAGGCUAGCAAGGCGGCAAAAGAAGAGAAGCUUGCCCAAGAGACCUUAUCCGAAGACAUAACCUUAGUAUCCUCAAGCAGCAUAUUUCUUAGGGUGACUACUGCUGCGAUAAAGACUUCAGUCCCUGCUAAUUUUUCAGCGGAGUUGGAGAGGGCUACCAAAAAGCCUCCCCCAAAGCUAGCUAAAUUGUCCAUCUUGACUUCUUCGUAUGACGAAACGCAGGCCUCACAAAGUUCUACAAGCUCCAAAGCAGUUUCUAAGGCCACGAAUGUAUUUGCCUCCGUGCUGCCGAGCAAAAAAGGCGGGCGGAUCUUCAUUGGGUUCCCAACUACCCAGACGACCGGUGCUGGUAUUCAUAUUUCAGCCCCUUCAGUCAUACCCACGGUAGAACGGGAGGCUAUUGAUUUAAAUGCAAGGUGGGUUAGGACAUGGAACAUCGAAAUGCUCCGAGCUGCUGGCAUCAUGACUCGGCUUGCUUUUUCGAAUGAGAUGGCCGAAUUACAAACCAAAUUGCAGCGGGCAGCGGAGUCUUCUAAGGCGGGCAUCACAUCCAAAGAGGUUGACAAGUAUAUGCCCGAAGCAUUACAUACCCUAAAAGCCUUUACAUUCGGAGAUUCUACGCCUAGUGGGCACGUUUCGCAGAUAAUCGAAGAAGCAUUCUGGACGUCAUACAAAAAACCCUUUGUAGAAGUCUACAGCAGCCGAGGAGUUCUUCCCACCAACAAAGUCCGACUUGGUUUGGAAGAGCUUGCCAACUUUGUUGAUGGGAUACCUGUAAUUCCACCCGAGCUUACCGCCACUGGCUUCAUCCAGAAGUUGAUCGAAUUCGAUUUGAUUUCUCCUAUAACUGUAGAUGAUGUCCGGGUAGAGCUGUCCGGAAAGCCACUCAACAAGGCCCAACUUAUCAGCUUUAUAGAUUGGGCCGGCAAGAAGGCUUCUCAGGGUGAACUUGACCUACCGAGUCGAGACAGGCUUCUUGAUGUGGCAGUAGGCCUUGUCACAGAGGGGGCUGAUGAGCAUGGUGGCAUUAUCGCCCUAGGAAACAUAAAAAACUAUAUAAGUCCAAACAAGAUACCAGCCGGUUUGCCCAUACCACCAACUACACUACCGUACGAGUUCACCAAGCACUGCAGCUCAACGCAGCUGCAGGCCCUGGGCUGGGAAUCCCUUGAGAUUGUCCCUUGGCUUCACUUCCUAAUUGGAACCUGUUCAACGAGGCCAGAUGAGCAAAACCUGACCAAGUCUCCUAAGUUUUCGAUACAAAUCCUUACUGUAUUGUCAAAAAGCUGGGACAAUCUCAGCCAGAGCUCUAAAGCAACUGUUACAUCAUUGCUGCAGAGUCAUACUGUUAUGCCUACCAAGUUAGGUAUGAAGAAGCCGACGGAAUCGUUUUUCCAGAGUGUAAAAUUGUUUGAUGAUCUCCCAACUAUUGAGGGAUGUUCUUCGCUAAAGGACAAAUUUCUCACUGCUAUCGGCGUCAGAAAAACCGUUGAUCUAGAUACGAUCUUCACACGGUUGCUCAAUCCUUCCACAGAGACAGAGGAUACUGGAAGAGCAAAAUGGAGUCACGUCGAACUCAUCAAAUAUUUGGCGUCUGUACGACAAGAUAUUCCGAACGACGAUUUGAGAAAACUCAAGGAGUCACGCAUAUGUCCGGCGGAAGCCGGUCCCUAUGGUCUAGAGUCGUCUAAAGCGAGUUCGCAACUGUACAAAGUUUCUGAACUCUACGAGCCUAAAGGGCCGCUUCGGCCGCUUGGUCUCAAGCUCAUUCAGUGGCCGGGUGGUAGCUUACGUCCUGGAAGUGCGGAAGGAAAAUUCUUGAUUGACCUUGGCUUGCGUCCAUACCCGCCAGCGUCCGUACUCGUCGAUAUGAUGGCCUCGCCCGAUUUGAAGCUGAGGGACAAUGCCAUGAACUAUUUUAUUUCCUAUCAUCAUAGUAAUCAUUACGCAUCCUCCAAUAUAGGAGCUGUGUCCAAAGCUUUCCUCCCGCUGCAGGGAAGUAAUAAGCAGCUUGCGAGCCCCUCUCAAUGCUUUACAAAUGAGGCGGCUGCCAUGUUGGGGUUUCACAUCUUGCGUAGUGAUCUCCAUCCCCACGCUCCUAAAUUCGGCGUCGUCGCGGACCCCCCUAUUUACGAAUGCGUCGAGAAGCUGCUAGCCAAACCUCCCCAAACCCACCAGGAGUCCGUUUCAUUGUUUGGCUAUUUCGCUACUCGCCUGAAUGAGCUCAACGGAAGCGCGAUCGUCAAACUUCGGGAAGCUCCGAUCGUGCCUGUAGUGCGUAAAAAGGAUCUGGCAGCCUCUCCCAUGGCGACAGAGAAAGGUGGUAAAGCAGGCAAUGUUGUCCAUUUGAGUCCUCGCCAGUGCUAUCUAGGUAGUUCAACGAUGUACGGAGAUAUUUUCGACUUUGUCGACUUCGGCAGCUCUGCGAAUGCUUUCCUAUCCGCAUGUGGUUCAAAAACCGAGCCGACCAAGCUAGAAAUUGCUCAGCUAGCAGCAGGUGAACCUGCCAGACUGCUUAGUGUCCUUCAAAGCUCGGAAAAGUACCUAAGUGUUUUGAGACUCUUAGCUGAAGACAUGGCAACUCUCAAAAGAGAUAAGGAACUCUGGCGGAAGAUGAGAUCUUCACCGUUUCUCCUAGCAUUUAAAGAGAUAAGCGCACCCGCAAAAGAAAAAGCAUUAGAAACCGAGGAAGACGAAGCGCCAAUCAGACAGUACCAACUUGCGAUCCCAGCCAGCAUUGUAAUUCUGGAUGAUUACAUUAGCUACCGCCUAUUUAAAGAUCACUUAAUUUGUGCGCCAGAAGAAGACAGCUUAGAGGCUUUCUAUAUUGCUCUUGGCUCUCAGACUCUCUCCACCAUUGUCCAAGAGGAUCUCAGGGUUGGACCGCAGAGUGAGAAGCAGGAGGGUGCGCUUUGGCUUCGGAAGCACGUGCUUGAACGCUCAAAGAUCUUCAUUCAUGAGUAUGCCAGGUACACGCGGGAUGCCAUCAAACAUGACGCGAGAUGGCUCGAGAAAAAUCUUACUGUAGAAGCUGUACGGUCAGUCUCGCUUCGCCGGUCACUUCGUGGCCAAAGUCAGUCGCACACUGAAAAGAGGUCAGCAGCGAGUUUGAAAGCUGCCAAUGGCUGGAUCCUUUACGUUGCAUCCGAAUCUUCUCGCCCUGAUAUGUAUCAAGUAGGGCAAGCAGUAUGCCAGCUUAUCCUGAACAGACCAAGUCAGCAAGCGUACUUUUUCUUCGAGCCGUUCCUGAAGCUUGAUUUACUAGAUCUGAGAGCUCGUGGAUACAACGUUGAUCGUAUCCUUAGAGCUAAGGCAGCCGAAGCUAGAAUUGCAGAGGAAGAAAGGCGCAAGGCGUUAGAUGCUGAGCAAGCCAAAAUUAGGGAACGAGAAGAGGAAUUUAGAAGACACGCCCAAGUUGCUACUACCGCAGCAGCCGCGAGGAACGGGAAUAGGACGCCGCCGCCACGCAUGCCAGGUGGAUUCGGGUCCCCCAAUGACAACGACGUACCGCCACCAACGGAUACACUCCAGCCACAGAAUAGGAAGAGCAAAGGCUUCUUCUCGAAUUUCUCCAAGAGAUUCGGUUUUGACACUUCUAGUGAGGAUGAUGACCUGAGGAACUUGAUGAACUCCGAUCCCGAGCCAGCGAAAUUACCGCCACCAGAGCCCUCAUCGGGGUCAAAGUCAGGCACGAAAGACGAUGGCAAGGUCACUAAUCCCGCUAUAAUACAACAGAACCUUCUCAAUGCCAUUAAGUCUACAAGAGCCCACGAUUCCUCCCAAGUUUAUUCACCACCAACAACUCGAGAGGUCAAGGAACAAGCCACGUAUUGCGAUGACACUAUAGGAAGGGAUCUCAAUUUCGUGGCAGAAGCAUCGAACGGAAUGCGGGUGUUUGUAUCUAGAACGAUACCUAAUCUUGAUCCUGCCCAGUUCCUUACGACAAACCACGGAUCUAUCAACUCGUUUGCUUCAAUACUGACCGAAGUGGGCGAUGUUUACUCGAUCAAGCGCUCCGCAUUGCACAUCUUCUACGACCAGGAGGGAGGUACGAUUGCUUUUAACCGUGAUGGUAGCAUCUUUUGCAAUCUACGCUUUUUUAUGCAACUACACGCAGAGAAUCUGUCAGGGGAAGGAAAAGCUGCGGCAGCUGUCUGGUGGUGGGUUGUCCUCGCCCAUGAGUUGGCCCACAACCUUGUUCAACUGCAUAACUCAGACCACAGUUACUACACUGAGUCAUUUAUUCAACAAUACUUUCCUAAGAUGAUGUACAAGACAACCGAACUAGCGAGAGCUGGAUCGGCCCUUCCAGCCAACGAGCGGUCGCUCCCCGCCGUCCCCGGACCUUCAACGGCGCCGCCCCCAUACCGAGAGUAGUAAGAAA